This is a messenger RNA of Eremomyces bilateralis CBS 781.70, 894 nucleotides long. RefSeq lists its product as uncharacterized. Gene Ontology annotation, cellular component: mitochondrial inner membrane. NCBI's taxonomy places the organism in Eukaryota, Fungi, Ascomycota, Dothideomycetes, Eremomycetales, Eremomycetaceae. Gene Ontology annotation, biological process: proton transmembrane transport; potassium ion transport. The record is from RefSeq and is a predicted model, not a curated record. Bases 1 to 894 code for a protein of 297 amino acids. The transcript is spliced from 3 exons.
AUGCGUAUCUACCUCCUCCCCAUCUCCACGCGCCGCACCCUAAUCUACUGCGAGCGUCUCUCCGUACACGAAGCCCGCCAAAAAUCUCUCGUCGACCGCGCCGUCGACAAAGCCUCCACCACCUGGACCAACUGGGAGCGCACCGACAAAGGCUGGAAGAAGUCCGUCACACAUUACGGCAGCAUCCUGCUAAACCGCAUCCCGUUCGAGGAAUGGGGGCUGAAGACGGUUCCGCCGCUGGCGAAGCGGAAGGGGGAUUUGAAGGGGGGUAGGAGACGGGUUGAGGUGCUGUAUCCCGGGGCGUUUUUGGAGGAGGGGCAUGCGCCGUGGAUUUUGGAGAGGAUUGCGACUGAGAGGCAGGGGUUGCACCGGGGGAAGAUGUGGUGGAGUUUUGGUGGGAUGCCGUUGGCUGCGCCGUUUGCCCUGAUUCCCAUAAUACCGAAUUUCCCAUUCUUCUACCUCGCGUUCCGUGCAUGGUCACAUUGGAGAGCUUGGUCUGGUUCCAAACACCUCGAGUUCCUCCUCAAGAACGACCUCCUGAAAUACCACCCAUCCCCCAUCCUUGACCAGAUGUAUACCGCCGGCCUCAUGCACAGAUCCCCCUUCAAAUCCCGCGCCGCACCCACCCCCACCCCCGAUCAAACUGCCAAGCUCGCCGACAACAUAGACGCUGAGAAGCAACCGGACGCCAAAGAAGUCAUGCUCCUCCGGCGCUGGAACGGGAAGCUCCUCGCCGACCAGCUGAAGCUUCCGAACAUGGAGGUAGAGAUCGAGCGGGCGGUUGACCAGGUGGAACGUGACAUCAAGGCGAAGGAGGUGGAGGAGGCGGAGGAUCCGAGGAGAAAAGGGGAAGCGAGGGCGGAGGCGAGAGAGGAGAAGAAUAGCCCGUCAUGA